UUUUCGUUGAACCCGUCUACUUUGCGUUGCUGAUUUACCACGUGCAAACCCCAUGCAACUUCCUUUUCUAUUCGGUUCACGAAAACUGUAAACAUGCCACUUGCGAAAGACUUGCUUCACCCGACUGCAGAGGAGGAGAAGAGGCAGUGUAAACUCAAGAGGCUCGUGCAGAGUCCCAACAGCUACUUCAUGGAUGUCAAAUGUCCAGGCUGUUACAAAAUAACCACAGUUUUCAGUCACGCCCAGACCGUGGUGUUGUGUGUCGGAUGCAGUACAGUGCUGUGCCAGCCCACUGGAGGCAAGGCUAGACUCACUGAAGGAUGCUCCUUCCGAAGGAAGCAGCACUAGACACCAAACACAACACCAGGGGGGGGACUUCAAGAAAGAAAAAAUCUUAAAAUGGGGCCUUGUUGCCCUGUGUAGUUGAUUGAUUAAACUGAUGGUUAAUUAUGGGAUUCCUAAAAAGGUCUCGUAGUUCAUAUCUGUGCUCCAUUUUCUUUGUUAAUUUAUGAUUACCCUGUGAUCAAUUGUGAAAACCAUUAAAAGUCAAUCAUCUACAUAGAAA
This is a messenger RNA of Mya arenaria, 565 nucleotides long. Its product is annotated as 40S ribosomal protein S27. Lineage: Eukaryota; Metazoa; Mollusca; Bivalvia; Myida; Myidae. Gene Ontology annotation, cellular component: cytosolic small ribosomal subunit; ribosome. Gene Ontology annotation, molecular function: structural constituent of ribosome; RNA binding. The coding region runs from base 94 to 348 and encodes 84 amino acids. Gene Ontology annotation, biological process: ribosomal small subunit assembly; translation. The record is from RefSeq and is a predicted model, not a curated record. The transcript has 4 exons.